AUGGCCAGAGUGAAGGGCACGUAUAAGAUCAGCAAGUCUCCAACACGCAAAGCGCCGAAAGGCAAGGCAGGGGAUCACAGGCUCCAUGAGGUCAAGCGAGGCGCGGACGGCAGGAACUGGGUGGUGGGGAAGAGGACCGACGGCACCAAGUUCUGGCACCACCAAUCCAUCGGAAAGAAGUCGACUCCCGGCAGGAAACUCCCCCCUUGGGCGGCAUCCUGCUUCAAGUACGGCACCCACAAGCGGGGACUAGACGGGUGCGUCUACAGCGCCUUCAAACCCCGAGGUGGAAAGAUCUUGCGGUGGAGACACACCACAGGCGGCCCCGAAUGCGGCAACUGGUCGAAAGGACCCCCACGGCAGGCGCCAACCGAGCCCGCAGACGGGAUGCCCCGCCGGAGACUGAACGGGGUAUGGGUAUCGGUUGCACUGCGCCGUCGCGUCGGCCCCUCCGGCGGCCUCCGCGUACAGCUCGGCGGCGCGCGCCUCGUCCUUCUCCACGCCCGUGCCGCGCUAGUAGCAGACGCCCAUGGAAAUGAGAUCAAAGGCCGGACUUUGUGGAGCGCAUAG
Messenger RNA from Klebsormidium nitens, 570 nucleotides. The record is from the annotation of a GenBank genome assembly. Lineage: Eukaryota; Viridiplantae; Streptophyta; Klebsormidiophyceae; Klebsormidiales; Klebsormidiaceae.